Cydia pomonella (codling moth) is the source of this 4123-nucleotide messenger RNA. RefSeq names its product agrin. The transcript is spliced from 12 exons. The record is from RefSeq and is a predicted model, not a curated record. Gene Ontology annotation, biological process: multicellular organism development; cell differentiation. Lineage: Eukaryota; Metazoa; Arthropoda; Insecta; Lepidoptera; Tortricidae. Gene Ontology annotation, molecular function: protein binding. The coding region runs from base 707 to 2218 and encodes 503 amino acids.
CAUAUGUACUGUAAAUGUAUUUUAAUCCAUUUUAGUCCAAUAACGAAAUCUGCAUUACUACUUACUUGUGGUUUACUUCGGUUUUUUUUUUUCAGGAAAAAGCGCACAUAAGAAAAAGCAAAAAGCACAUACCAAUACCAUGAUCACAUAAAACGCAGAAACUCUUCAAACCCGCCAACUACAUACACUCUCGCACGCUCUAAAGACCCUACAGCAAGGUGUCGAACAUCUUGGUCAGCACUCGGCACCCAUAGCGCGUCAAAGCGUCAAUUCGAAAACGCUUAGAAAACAGCGAGCACUCGGACUCCUCAUUAACCCAGAAAAUGGUAGCCGACAGGUGCCGAAUGCCCGCAAAGAUUUACGAUUAGGUGAAAUGGCUCAUCGAGGAGACGUUGGUACCACGGCUGUACCAGUGAAAGACGAAAGAAACUUGUAUGCGAGAUAUAUUAGCCGGGCUGGUGGGUGCGCGGCCAGUGGCUCUAAAACCGCCGUUGAAAUCGCACGCCCGUUCAACGCGCGGUCGAUCUUGCGUUCGAAUUUCGAACUUCGAAAUUUUUUUUCGUGUUCUGUGGUUUUUCGGAGGCCAGUGUUUUUGGAACAGUUUUGAACUCCAACAUGGACGACUGAGUCGCCGCGGCGACAGUGAAUCGAAUCAGUGAACGAAAAAUAAAGUGAUAUUUAUUUUAAUUGUUAAGUGAUACCCAAUAUGGCUUUCGUGGCCCAUUUUCUACUGUCGGCAGCCUUCAUUAUUAUUGCGGCAUCGUGGAUUGAAGCCGCCCGCGACGCAUCAUGCCCACGGAUCUGCGGGCCCGCGCUGCAAGGAGAGCCAGUAUGUGCCACCGAUGGAUACAUCUAUCCUUCGCUCUGUGAGAUGCGGAAAAAGACUUGUGGGAAAGGUGUCAGACUAGCGCCGGAACAAGGGUCCUGCUCCCGCGCUCAAGGAUCCAAGUGUGACCACCGCUGCACGUCCGAACGGGACCCUGUGUGCGGCACGGAUGGGAGAACCUAUCUCAAUCGGUGCAUGCUGCAGGUGGAGAUAUGCAGGGUUGGCAUCGGCUUGUCACACUUAGGCGCCUGCAACAACAUUAGCGCCCAUCGCGAGAACUGUCCCGUUGACUGCUCCCAAGCUCCCCUGGACGGGCCUAUCUGCGGAUCUGAUGGAAAUGUAUACAAGAGCACUUGUCAAAUGAAACUUCUAACCUGCGGACAAGGAGUAGUGCGAACGAGCAAGAAACACUGCCAAACGACGCGACACUGCCGCGAGUCGUGCUGGCGCGUCGCACGACCGACAUGCGGCUCCGACGGCAAACUGUACGCCAACGCUUGCAGAAUGAAGGCGACUAACUGUGGAAAACACGUGUUCGAAGUGCCGAUGGCGUUCUGCGUCUCACAAGAGCGUACGUCAGGCGGCGAAGCUUGCGCCACCGACUGCUCGGGUCAGAAGGAGAAGCUUGUGUGCGGUUCAGAUGAGAACGUGUAUAGAAACGAGUGCGAGAUGAAGAUGCUUAACUGUGGUGUGAGCAACAGGAAGAUAGUGAAGAAGGUGGACAUGGAUAAAUGCCGAGCGAAGAUGAACAAAUGCCUGAAGGUCAAAUGUCCCAGCGAGUCUGACCCCGUCUGCGGCACCGACGCCAACGUCUACGCCAACCCUUGCCACCUCAAGGUCGCCACUUGCCUCAAAGGAGUCCAGCUAGCGCACUUCGGUAACUGCACGCUGUUGCCGCGGCUCGAGAUUGACUGCCCUGAGAGCUGUGACAACGCGGUGGAGCAGCCUGUUUGUGGGUCCGAUGGAAACGUUUACAAGUCGGAAUGUGAACUCCGCCGCCUCACCUGCGGCCAGCACGUGGUCACCGUGUCGGCCUCGCACUGCCGCACCACCGCGCUCUGCCACGAGUCGUGCCCCGACACGCCGGCCUUCGUCUGCGGCUCUGACAACCGCUUCUACAAGAACGAGUGUAUCAUGAAGAAGGAGAACUGUGGCAAGCACGUGUUCGUGGUGCCGUUGAAACGCUGCCUGGCCCGCUUCCAGUACUCCGGCUGUGCGCGAGUGUGCCCGCCAGAAUACGAUCCUGUAUGCGGCACUGACGACAAGACUUACUCCAACAAGUGCUUCCUUGAGAUGGAGAAUUGUCGGUCUAGGAGUUUGGUGUCAUUAAAAUACCUGGGCACAUGCAGCGAACCCAUCGCCGAGGAGCCGAAGAACUACCUUUAUCGAUAGAAUCUAUCGACAUCGAUAAAAUCACCAGUCAUAUCGACAUUUCUUCCAAUCCAUAUCGUUACUGGAAUCCACUUUACAUUAGUGCCAACUAAUUUAAGUAAUCAAAAUCAUACCUUUGGUGGAAGAUUAUGUUCAAUAUAAGGAGUCUUUUUCUAACCAAGGGUAUCGAAUGAGUAUUUGGUUAAGCUAAAAAGUUGCAUGUUCAUAAAUUGAAACCGUAACAGCCUUAAUUUGAAUUACAAAUAAUAAAACAAUAGUUAUAGCACAAUCAGUACCCCUAGUGUAAAUAAAUUCGAUUUCGAAACGUGACGUACGCGUUUGCGUUUAGUCUAAUUUUGUAUGUGAUUUAGAAAGAGCGCGCCAAGCGGGACGUUUUGGAAACUCAAAAUCCUAUACAAAAUGAGACUUAACGCAAACGCGUUCGUCACGUUAUGAUGUCGAUUGAAUUUACGCUAGGGGUACAGAAUAGGACAAACCUCGAAAUCUCCCCUUUUUCAUGUUCACACUAUUUGACAUAUGUAGACCUCGAGACAUCGCAGUUACCUUGAAAAAUGUGUACCAUCCUGGAGAAACGCGUUUUACUGUAAAUCUACCUUCUCUGUGAAAAUAAGGUAUAAGGCAACAUUAAAUAAAUAAAUAAAUACUAUAGGACAUCAUUACACAAAUUGACUAAGUCCCACAGUAAGCUCAAUAAGGCUUGUGUUGAGGGUACUUAGACAACGAUAUAUAUAAUAUAUAAAUAUUUAUAAAUACUUAAAUACAUAGAUAUCAAAUUAGGCAAUCAAGUCCGAAUUAACGCAAAUAAAUAUUGAUUAUGCUAAUAUAAGAUCAACUCAAAAUUUGCAUGAAAUGACUUUGCCACUCUCGUGGAUAAAAUGCAACUUUUUCAUCAGUUUUUACGAGUCUUCACGAGCUGAUGUGCUAAAACAUUUUUUCUGUUCGGAAAGAGGAUUCAAUUUUAUUUAUACGUGACUUUUAAUAAGCUUAACUCAAUAUAGCGACCAACUCAAUGAAAUUCGUCUUCCAUUUUAUCGUGUUUAAUAUCUUUAGACUUCAAUAUAAAAUAAAUAAGUACAAAAACAUCUAGCGCAUGCUCCACUAACGCCUGCGCAAUUUGACGAUAUUUACAAAAGUUUUACAUUUUCAAAUUAUCAGUUUAUAUCUUUUAAGUGAACGUAAUAUUAAGAAAUGAGUUUGGACUGUUUAAUUUAUUUUUCUAUUUAUUAUCUAAUCGUAGUUUAAGGUUUUGUAAAUAUUUAGUGAAUUCUUUAACAAUUAUUUAUUUUAUUUAUAAACUUAUCGCUGCAUUUAAAGAAAAGACUUACCUUAAAUAAACAUUUUCACACAUUUUAUUAAGUUUAUGAAUAUAAUAAAUGCAAAUAAAACCGGUCGAUAAAUUUGCAAUAUAAGUUAAGGAUACCUACCUACUACUCUUUGUAAGAAUAAUACUGACUACAAACUAAACACAAAAAAAAAGCUACGCAAACAAUGAAGGCAUCCCAGCAUCUCCACCAACAUGGUGGAGAUGCUGGGAUAGUUCGGUUGACCACAAGAAAAAAUGCAUGAUUUUAACUUUGAUAUUAGGUUUUGUUAUUUAAAAAAUCGUUGAAAUUGUAAAUUAUAGUUGACCCUAUUAUUUGUUACUAUUUUUAAGAAAUUGAUUUCAUUAAUACUUUGAAGCAAUUUUGUACUUUCGAACUAGCCUAAUAUCUUUUUAAUGUGCAAAGACUUUAAAUAAUAAUUGACACUGCCAUAGCCGUGUUUAGUUCGUAAAGUUAGUGUUGUUUACUGUGAAAUUGUAACAAUUAGUGGUUCUACUAAAAUGAUUAUCUAAUCAAUACUCUGUGUACGCUCAAGUUUUACCUACUGUUUAAAUAACAAGCGAUUAUUAAAUUAAAACAAUCA